Molecule: messenger RNA, 1197 nt
Organism: Gadus chalcogrammus (walleye pollock)
Lineage: Eukaryota; Metazoa; Chordata; Actinopteri; Gadiformes; Gadidae
Product: SH2 domain-containing protein 3C-like
Exons: 8
Coding region: 1-1197 (398 amino acids)
Biological process (GO): positive regulation of peptidyl-serine phosphorylation; small GTPase-mediated signal transduction
Molecular function (GO): guanyl-nucleotide exchange factor activity
Source: RefSeq, a predicted model, not a curated record
AUGGUAUACCAGGACCCUGUAAGCCCCAACAUGGUAUACCAGGACCCUGUAAACCACAAUAAUGUAUACCAGGACCCUAUAAACCACAACACCGUAUACCAGGACCCUGAACAAGUAAGCCAGGACUCGGUUGCCUUCCUCUAUCAGGACUUAUCAGGAAACAGCUACACAGCGGUCCGCAGGUCAGCGCUCUGGCCCACUAGGUACCGGUCCAGGUUGCUGCCUGGGGAGAACCAGCCCCUGGAUGUGGGGCUCCUCCGCAGAGUGAAGGAGGUGCUGGAGGGCGUGGAGCCCAGGACCGCUGCUCAACACAUCACCCGGGCCGACUGCAUGGUGGCAGGCAUCGUGGAGGUGAGGGUGGAGGACCAGAGGAGGAUGGGUGUAGCGUCGGGGGUGGAGUUGCUGACCCUAGCCCACGGACACCAGCUCCGCCUGGACCUUCUGGAGAGGUACCAGACCAUGUCAGUGGUGCUGGCGGUGUUUAUUCUGGGAUGUACAGGGAGCCCUGAGGAGAGGGCGGCUCUGCUGCAUAAAGCCAUCCAGAUCGCUGCCCAGCUGAAGAGCAGCAUGGGGAACAUGUUCGGGUUCUCUGCUGUCAUGAGGGCCCUGGAGCUCCCGCAGGUUGCUAGGCUAAAGCAGACGUGGACGGUGCUACGCCAGCGGUACACAGAGUGCUCCGUUCUCUACCAACACAACCUCAGACCCUUCCUCAAGGCCCUGGAUCAAGGGAAAGAGAGCACCCAGCUGACAGGGACCUCCUUUCCCCACAUCAUACCCCUGCUGCUCCUCCUCGAGAGGAGAACAGCCUUAGGGGAGGGGGCGUGGCAGGCUGAGGGAUCGGGUGUGGACGCGGUCAUGAGUCACCUGACGGCGGCUCGUACCAUAGCACAGCUGGGCAGGAUCUACUGUGCUAAUGCUGACAUUAAGAUUAUGGGUCUUCGGGAGCAGGCAGAGGUGUCGGAGGUCUUCCAGACCGACUUCCAGACGCGGCUGCUUUGGGGCAGCGGCGGGGCGGGCCAGGACCCGGCCCAGCGGUACGCCAAGUACCACUCUGUCCUGACCACUCUGUCCCACCACCUGGAGCCCCCCAGACACUUACCCCCUGGAGCCCCCCAGACACUGACCCCCUGUCCCCCCCAGACACUGACUCCCUGGACCCCCCCAGACACUGACUCCCUGGAGCCCCCCAGACACUGA